Molecule: messenger RNA, 7270 nt
Organism: Pristis pectinata (smalltooth sawfish)
Lineage: Eukaryota; Metazoa; Chordata; Chondrichthyes; Rhinopristiformes; Pristidae
Gene: sack1b
Product: family with sequence similarity 83 member B
Exons: 5
Coding region: 338-3217 (959 amino acids)
Biological process (GO): epidermal growth factor receptor signaling pathway
Cellular component (GO): membrane; cytoplasm
Source: RefSeq, a predicted model, not a curated record
AGUGAAAGGGUGGUUCACAGAAUGGAACUGGUUUUGCAUAACUUCUGGCUCGGCUUCAAGAGCUGGUUUGACACACAGGCGCGUUAAUACAGUUACAUGUUGGAACUGGUUUCCACGCCCUGUGCCCCAGUGCCGUGCCCCAAUCACGUAAUUAGUCCAAUCGUUCACUUUGUAACCUGCCACAGAGAAAGUACCCACGCAGCGAGGUCGAGCUGGCUGCUGCAAGAAGAGACAAGUGGGGAAAAGGGUCAUCACACUCUCGACGGGUCCGCACUCUCCAGAACUCCACAAAGUGUACCGAUUCAGUCCUGAAUAUUCCACGUUAAUCUCUGUAAACAUGAACCUAUCUUCCCACAUCUCUUCCCUGGGUGAUGAAUAUAAAUCUAAGGAUUAUGUUGAGCCCCACUAUAAGGAGUGGUAUCGUUUAGCUAUCGAUAAGCUCGUGGAUGAAGGUAUCCUUGGCUAUGAAGAAUUUCUUGCAAAGGAAGGGCUGGGCCAGUUCCUGGCUGAGGAGGAGCUUUAUUUUAUCAAGGACAAUGUCAAGAAGUUGUUUUCAUCAAGCAUCAGUACUCCCGUGGAUGACACAGAUGGCUCUUCCUCUGGCACCUACUGGCCCGUUCAGUCUGACACAGAAGCCCCAGACUUAGACCUGGGAUGGCCUUACGUUAUAAAAGGCCUGGAGACCGAAACCAAAAUUGAUCUGCGUUUUCAUCCACCAAGGGAGGACUCGCCCAUGAUCAAGGAGAUAGUGAGGAAGCUCAUCAAGAAUGGACGGCAGGUCAUUGCUAUUGUUAUGGAUAUAUUCACUGACGUAGACAUCUUCAAGGACGUGCUGGAUGCUGCUGCCAGGGGUGUUCCAGUCUACAUUGUGCUUGAUGACUCCAACUUCAAACAUUUUACUACCAUGUGUGAGAAACAAGGGGUUCACCUCCAGAGGCUGAUGAACAUCCGGAUCCGAACAGUCAAGGGAUUGGAUUACCUUUGCAGAUCAGGAAGCAAGUUCCAUGGAAAGAUGAUGGAGAAAUUCCUUCUGGUAGAUUGUAAGACAGUGGUAUAUGGAACAUACAGUUUCAUGUGGUCUUUUGAAAAGAUAAACCUCAGUAUGGUGCAGGUGAUCUCUGGACAACUGGUGGAAUCGUAUGAUGAAGAGUUUCGGACUUUAUACGCCCGCUCAGACAUCCCCAGCAUGUUUUUAACAGAAAGUUCGGGACUACUGGCGGAGAAAAGGAAAUCGUUAAUCUUGCAAAAUGGUAUCAACCGUGAGUUCUAUCAGCAUUCUGUGACAUCGAUUGCUUCAUCUUCCAGCCAGCAGCAGCCCUUCAGUAGAAUGAACCCCACAAGGCACACCCUUGACACCUUGUACCAAAAGUUUUAUGGAAGACGCAACGUACAACAAAAUGAGUGGGAUAAUAUUAGUCACAAAUCGAACACUCGGACGUUGUAUGGCAAGCCUCCCAUUACAAAUGAGGUGGAUGCAACGAAUAGAAUUAGCCGCCUCCAGGGUUACGAGAAGAGUGAUUUUUGGAAGAGGCAUAGCUAUGCUGGCGAGCAGCAAGAAACAUCACCUUACCUUUUGUUGAGUCGAUCAACAAACCCCAAGCCCUUAUUUCAACGAAGCAGUCAUAACUUACUGGAGGAAAACGAAAGUGUUAGCUCUUCGAUCCGGGGGGAUUUUAUACCCCGUUCCCACGGCAAAACGUUUGACCAGUGGAAUCAAGGCAGAAUGAUGCCAACUUUUGAAAGAAGCUCCAACAUUCGGAGCACUUACCACGGGCCUAGGACACUCCAUUUGCCCGCCAACCACAAGCUACCUACCCUAGAAAGUAUGAAAAGGGCAGGGUUACGGAACUGGAGGAUUGAAAGUUACCUCAGUGAUCCUGCUGUAUCGCAAACAAACUCAAUCAUUGACCCGUACGAACAUACUACUCCCAGCAUGAUCGACAGGGGCGAGAACCCCACUGGCCACAGGAUGCAAGGAAAUUCAGAAUUAAUGGGCAGGACAGAAGUGAAAACCAGCCCCACUCUGUUGCAAUCCAGGUUGCGUUCUUCACUGGUGUACAAUGCUCCUUUAAUGGCAGAGGAGUAUGUUGGCAGUCAUAACUCUGAAUCAACUACUUCAACUAUAGGUCCAGAUUCAGGGUCAACAACUCCUCAAGGUCUUGCCACAAACAAAGGUGUGCAUUCUCUGUUCAACUCAGAUAAACAGAAUUCGUUGGAACAUUUGAAAGUUCCAGCUGAGGCAGGAUUGGGACAGCGACCUUUUCAAAGCAAUGCUGAAUUUAAUCAAUCUUCUAACCUCCAACGUCAACAUAGUUUCAGUCAGAGAUUCCAAGCACAAUUGAAUGAGCAAAGCUCAAUGCGCAAGCCAACUUUUAAUUCCUCUGUUGGCAGGACGUUAUCAAUCCCAACUCUAAACCACACGAAGGGAAAUGAAACUCCAGGAGUCUGGCCUUUGGAGAGAAAUGGCAAAACACUUGAACAACAUCCAACUUUUAUCAGGAGAAGCUCAGAGAAAAUCAAGUCUCUCCUCAAUAUCUCACACGAGAAAAGAGAUCAUGGACUGAGAAGUAGAGGGUCAGAUGCAUCCAGCAAAAUGAGUGGCAGUGCUGAUACUUUGACCUCUGAGGAUGAUCAUCAUAAUAAGAGAAAGGUAACAAAGUUUGCAUGGAAUGAGCAAAAGGUUCGGACGGCAAGCAUAUCUUCAAACUCCACGAACACUCCAAGAGUUACUCGAUCUAAUAGAAAUGUGCUGUCAAGUUCAGAUGUCCACUUGCACGAGAAUGAGUUCAGGACAAUGGGAGAUGCAUCCGCACCACGAUUUUCCACAGAAGAGUUGCACAUAAAAGAAGAGGGUACAAGUUCCAGUCCCUCUAAGUCCUACUCUUCUCGUGUAAACACCAAACCUGAGGAGCCCCAAGCCAAGGUCACCACCACAAGGGCACAGUACAAUCCCAAUGAGCGGAAAGUUUACAGCCGUUUUGAAAAGUUGUACACACCACAAAAUAGCAACUCGACACGGGAAGAAAAGGUUUCGAAUCCAUUGCCAAUACAUCCAUUAGCUGGCAACCGAAAUACCUCAGUUGGUAAUGACUCACGCCAUGGUUCAAGAUUAUUUAUGGUUCAUGGAAACCGUGCACACCAAACAGCUCCCCAGAACGAAAACAAGUUUGAAAAAUUUAUGCAGAGGUUUGUGGGGACAUUCAGAUCUAAAAGAUAAGGAAGGAAAACCUUUCCUCUGAGAUUGCUCUUGCCACACUCACACUCAUGCUGAUGUUAACAAAUCUAAUACAAUGCAACAACCCUAAGAUAGUGCUAAAAUUGCACUAAGCAUAAUUGUUCAAAUGCAACAACGAUGCUGUAAGAGGUAUUGCAAAAUGCAAUGCCUUUUGUUUGACUGGUUCUAUAUUUUUAUCUUAUUGUAAAAUAAUGCCUUAAGAAAGUUAGGAUUAUUGAGUUUCAUUGAUUUAGGAUUUGCCAUUUACUGCAAUAGAGGCAUGAACCCCUUCAGUUACCAGUGGGGGAAUAAGCUGACUGCUAACUGGGAUGUUAGCUUUCAUAAGUCGGGGGACCGAGUUUAAGAGCCGCGAAGUGAUGAUGCAGCUUUACAAAACUCUGGUUAGGCCACACUUGGAGUACUGUGUCCAGUUCUGGUCGCGACGUUAUAGGAAGGAUGUGGAGGUGUUGGAAAGGGUGCAGAGGAGAUUUACCAGGAUGCUGCCUGGAUUGGAGAGUAUGGAUUAUGGGGAGAGAUUAAAGGAGCUAGGGCUGUUCUCAUUGGAGAGAAGGAGGAUGAGAGGAGACAUGAUAGAGGUAUACAAGAUAUUGUGAGGAAUAGAUAGAGUGGACAGCCAGCGCCUCUUUCCCAGGGCACCAAUACUCAAAACAAGAGGGCAUGGCUUUAAGGUAAUGGGUGGGAAGUUCAAGGGUGAUGUCAGAGGGAGGUUUUUCACCCAGAGAGUGGUUGGUGCAUGGAAUGCGCUGCCUGGGGUGGUGGUGGAGGCUGAUACAUUGGACAAAUUCAAGAGAUUGUUAGGUAAGCAUAUGGAGGAAUUUAAGUUGGAGGGAUAUGUGGGAGGAAGGGGUUAGAUAGUCUUAGGUGUGGUUUGAAGGGUGGCACAACAUGGUGGGCCGAAGGGCCUGUAUUGUGCCGUAUUGUUCUAUGGUUCUAUGAACAUCGGAGGCAUUAGAGGGUUAAAGAGAUGUCUGUGACAAAGUAUUUAAGCCAAGCACCAGGUUAGCUGGCAUUUGGGUCAGAACAUCACCUUGUGUGAAGGAGCUGAAGUCAAUGCAGGAGUCAACUAUCUAAAGGUAGUUGAACAGUUGAUUCUCCUGUUUGUACUCAUUGAGGAAGUUGGAUGGUAUUUUGUAUUGGCUCGUGCUUCAGUUGACAACCUUUCUCAGUUGGGAAUAUCCACAGGCAGUGCUCAUGUUGAUUUCAAGCAGGGAUACUCGCCAUCUCCCGGUCAAUGCUACUGGAGCCGGACCCUGAUACAUCUUAGGACAAUGGCUCACUUUCUCAAGAGAUCAACAGCUAUAGAGCAGCAUUCAUUGGAGAGAAGAAAACACCUCUGAGGACCUCACCUAAAGAAAGCAAGCGUGGUGCCAGUCCAAGCUGACAAUAUUGUGAGAGGUGGCAUCUUCUGGAGGUCCCCCUUAGUCUGGUGCAGGAAGGGUAGGAACACACUGAGACCAAGCAGAGCAGCAACCAUUGGUGCAGGAGGGACUGAGAGGAAAGAACGGAGGGUGAGGACGGCUCCUGCAGACACAGGCCCUCUCUCCUCCUCUCCCACCACCACUAUUGCCAACUGCACCCUCUUCCUCAGAUUGUGAGACACUGUGGAGAGUUCCACCGUGCGUCAGCCACACCAUCAGUAUCAGCUGCCCCUACACUACUCCACAGAAGUCGCACUUAAUCACCCCUUGAGUCCUAGCACGAACCUGGGUAGAAAUUCAUCCUCGGACAAUUGUACUCAGUAUUCAAUAAGGUAAUACUCAGUCCCCUUCCAAACUUUGCCUGUAGCACAGACAAGCCAAAAUUUGAAAGCGGAACAUUAGCUACACCACCAAAUUAUGAAUUUGGUACAUUCAGCUAAGGAUACCUUCCGACACUGAAGUUUGAGAGUCCAUUUUCGUGCAUCUGAACAAGUUUAAGUUGUGGUAAUCAGCAAUUAGCAGAGAAACCGUACACAAAUACAGAAUUUGACCCAUUUGUGCACUCUGUCAUCAUUAUACCUUCCUGGUCAUCUCUUUGACAUUCAGACACCCUAUAUUUUCCCUUGAGAGGCUUCUUUCCAUAUUAUUCCAGUAGUCUAGACAGUAAACUAGUUGUAAUGGAAUAUGUACAAUCAGGGAAACUCCAGCCUGAACAUCCUCUGGUAUUCUUGAGAAAUUGGGCAUCAUUAUUCCUGGGAAAGGACUAACCUGGAAUUUUCACUGGGAACAACCAAUGAUAGUUUUUGAUAUGUUGUUGAAUAAAUAUUUCUGCCUUGUUUCCUGUAGUAUAUCCAAGGUCAGUUGUAGAAAUAUUUUUUUUAAAUUACAGCUGCUAUCUGCUGCAAAUUUUGUACAGUGGGUUUAUUAAAAAUAAGGUGGGUUUAUUAAAUUUUUGGGAUUUUUAUUGAAAUCUGCAAGUCUUGGCGUCAUUUAAUGCAAAUAGUAACAACACCCCUCGUGUCCUUUCCAAUUUUUUGCAUUAGUCUCCACUGUGGAGAACACUGCAAAUAUCCUAAGGUAAAGGAUGGGUACAUUUCAAAUAACCAGGAGGAAUUUGUAAAAGUGCCAAUCACAAGGGAAACUUCUGCGGCUAAAGACAGGUAAAUCACCAGGAUUCAAUGGCCUGUACCCAAGGUUAUUAAAGGAAGUGGCUGCAGAGAUAGUGGACCCAUUGGGGUGAAUAUUUUUUCAAAACUAAAUAGAUUCCUUAAAGGUGUGAGCAGGUCACAAGGAUGUUGCUUGAUGGCUUGAAUUAUAAAGAGAGGUCGGAUGGGCUGGGACUGUUUUCCCUGGUGCGAAGGAUGCUGAGCAGUGUCCUCAUAGAGGUUUAAAAAAUCAUGAGGGGCAGAGAUAAGGUGAAUGGUCAGUCUUUUUCCUGGGGUAGGGGAGUCUAAAACUAGAGGGCAUAGGUUUAAGCUGAGAGGGGAAAGAUUUAAAGGUGAACUGAGGGGCAAGUUUUUCACACAGAGGGUGGUGGGGAUGUGGAUCAAGCUGCCAGAGGGAUUGGAAUUGGUUUAUUAUUGUCACUUGUACCGAGGUACAGUGAAAAACUUGUCUUGCAUACCGUUCGUACAGAUCAAUUCAUUACACAGUGCAUUGAGGUAGCACAAGGUAAAACAAUAACAGAAUGCAGAAUAAAGUGUCACAGCUACAGAGAAAGUGCAGUGCAGGUAGACAACAAGGUGCAAGGUCAUAUGAGGUAGAUUGUGAGGUUAAGAGUCCAUCUUAUCGUACUAGGGAACAGUUCAAUAGUCUUACAAGAGUGGGAUAGAAGCUGUCCUUGAGCCUGGUGGUACGUGCUUUCAGGUUUUUGUAUCUUCUGCCUGAUGGGAGAGGGGAGAAGAGAGAAUGUCCAGGGUAGGUGUGGUCUUUGAUUAUGCUGGCUGCUUUACCAAGGCAGCGAAAAGUAUAGACAGAGUCCAUGGAGGGGAGGCUGGUGUCCGCGAUGUGCUGAACUGUGUCCACAACUCCCUACGGUUUCUUGUGGUCCCAGACAGAACAGUUGCAGUUGCCAUUGAAGUGGUAGAGGCAGGUACUAUUACAAUGUUUUAAAAGACAUUUGCGCAGGUACAUGGAUAGGAACGGUUUUGAGGGAUAUGGGCCAUAUACAAGUAAACGAGAUGAGCUCAAGGCACUUGGGUUGGCAUGGAUGAGUUGGGCCGAAUGGCCUGGUUCCAUGCUGUUUAACUCCAUGACUCUAUGUACCAGAAGACUGGAAAAUCUGACUCCCUCGUUCAUAAAGGGAGGAAGAUAGAAGGCAGAGAACGACAGGCCAGUUAGUUUAACAUCUAUUGUCGGCAAGACAUCAGAGUUAGUAAUCAAAGAGGAAAUAACUAAUCAUCAUUUCAUCAUCAAACUCCAUUAAUAGAGAUUUAUGAGUGGUAGAUUUCCUCAAUCAUUGUAGGAUAUCAGUUCCAUUGGAUGUCCUGAAAUCACUAUCAUUUUCCGGGCUGUCAUUCAUUAGCUGUUGAAUAUUGGUUCCCAUCACUAAGGUACUGUUGGAAUGUUUCCAUUAUGAGGAGGGACUGGACAGGCUAAGCUUGUUUUCCUUGGAGCA